AUGGCGAUGGAGAGACCCGUGCUCGAAGAGCUGGAUGAUGUACAUCUUAGGGAUGUUCUCGACGCCGAUUCGCGGCCGACCUUUGUCAUUGACCUUGACCCCGACCUGGAGGCUCUCGAUUGUGAGAGGUACCUCCUCCCCGUCUUCUGCAACGCGGCCCUCCGUUUGCAUGAGCGCCUAUAUGACAGUCUGGUAGGCCGUGAAGCCCAAGGUGUGCCGUUUGGAGACCCCCCAUCCACGUCGCCAGCUGCCCAUGGCCUGACUUCCGUGCAGCACCACGUUCAGCUAUCAAGCUCGUAUCAAGAGUUCAAGCUCUGGGCGACUGGAGUCACAACUCAUGAUGAUUCCAAGGAUGUUUACCCCCUUUGCUUCCUCUAUGGCGAUUUCAUGUGGAGUGGCUCUACUGUACGCAAACGCUGGAGGUUGAUUAGUGGCAACCGUCUGUGGCGAGCAACAGAGGCCUCUGGCCCGCGAGAUCUUUCAUCCGGGAUUCCUCCUGAGGUGGCAACUGGGGGUGUGCGCGCCAAGCGAGCGAAAAGGUCUCGAGAGGAAUCUACUAGGGCUAAUCCUCAAGCCUUAACUGACCAUCCUCUCGCUGCUGCUGCAUCUGCUAAACCAGCGACGAGACAACUGGACUCGGCCUCACAAACGGCAACAAGCACUCUGACAUCAUCCAGACUUCCUUUUACCUCAACAUCUUUUUGCUACCAGGAGACACCCACUGGCAGCUCGGAUGAAACCAAGGGUUCUUCUCACAGCGCCGGAUCCUUGACCCUCUCCCGGCCUGAGAAGGCUGUCACUGAUUGGACAGUACUUGAACCCAAGGGCACCCUGUCUGCCCACCUCCAGUUUGCUCGGAGUGUCAACUGGGCAUCGACACCUCUGGGUCCGAUGGAGAAAUGGUCGCCCGAGUUCCGUCAGCUAGCUAACUUGUGCAUGGGCAACCCGCACCCCGCUGCCCUGUUCUGGGGCAGUGAGCUCACAAUGCUGUACAAUGAAGCUUAUGCUGCCGAGGUAGCCGGGAACAAACACCCUUCACUCAUGGGGACCGGAUUCUCUGGGCCCUUCUCUGAGCUUUGGGACUAUGCUGGCCCGGUGUUCGCUGAGUGUGCCCGUACUGGAAUCAGUGUGCGUAAAGAGAACGACUAUCUCCCGAUCGAUCGGCACAACCUGCUUGAGGAGACAUUUUACUCUUGGUCCUUCACUCCUCUCUAUGGAGGCAGUGACCGCAUUCUUGGGUUCUAUAAUGCCCCAUUCGAGACCACCAACCAGGUCCUCGGCCAGCGUAGGACACACACGAUCACCAAGUUGGGCGAGUUCACUGCACACGCCAAGACGGUUAAGCAGUUCUGGAGGGCUGUUCUAGACGCGUUGGAGACCAAUCACUAUGAUGUCCCGUUCGCACUCUUGUACUCUGUUGGCGAUGGCGAAGAUACUGACCACUCCUCUGUCUCCUCUGGGAGCACCAUAUCUCUCAAGACGUGCUACCUAGAAGGCUCAAUUGGCGUCCCUGAUGGGCAUGUGGCAGCCCCGGAAUGCCUGGAUCUGAAGCGUAGCCGAGAAGGUUUUGUGCCUUCCUUUCGAGAAGCGAUGCGGACUCGCGAACCAACUCUUCUUCACACGCGAGAUGGCACCCUCCCUGAUGCUCUGCUGGAGGGCAUCAAUUGGCGCGGCUUUGGGGAGCCGUGCCGCGAGGCUAUCAUCCUUCCCGCCCGCCCAACAAAUGGCGAUGCUGUCUUAGCUUUUGUUGUCCUUGGAGUAAACCCGAGGAGACCAUACGACGAUAAGUACAAGUCAUUUACGACUGUGCUCCAUCGACAGCUCGCUACCUCCCUGGCUUCCAUAAUUCUAUUCGAGGAGGAGGUCCGUCGAAAUCGGGACGCUGCCGAAGCCGCCGCGUUGGAAAAAGAACUACUCACCCAGCAGCUUGUACUCCAAGACAACCGACUGCGACGCAUGACAGAACUCUCCCCACUUGGCAUGUUCUUAAUCAGUCCAGAGGGUCUCCUGAGGGAGGCAAACGAUCGGUUUUAUGAAAUGACCGGGAACACACGAGAUGGCCAAUACGAAUUGUCAUGGAUGGAGUUCAUCAUGCCUACUAGUUUGGACACAAUGAAGGGAGGAUGGGGUGUCCUGGUCGAUGAUCAUAUGCCCUGGUCAGGAGAACUGCAGCUGAAAACAAGGCCGACAAGUAGCCCAGUCAAUCUCCCCGAAGAUUUGAGGGAGUACUGGGUCAUGUUCAUCGCUCAUUUGGAAUUUACCGCCGAUGGAUCGUUGAGAUCUAUUGUGGGAUCAAUUAUGGAUAUAUCACUGCUUAAAUGGGCACUGGGUGUUCAGAACCACCGGCUUCACGAGGCUGAGGAGACACGGCGACAACAAAAUGAAUUCAUCGAUAUAACGUCACAUGAGAUGAGGAACCCACUAAGUGCUGUCCUUCAAUGCGCAGAUGAUAUAUCUACAUCCUUGAGCCGUUACAAGGCGAACACGCCACCUCCCCCUUGGUGCGUCGUGGAGUCUUGCAUCGAGUCCGCGCAAACCAUCGCUCUCUGCGUCCAGCACCAAAAAUCCAUCGUCGAUGAUAUUCUCACGAUAUCGAAGCUCGAUUCAAACUUGCUGCUGAUCACACCAUCCAUUGCACAGCCUGAUAUAAUCAUGCGCCGAGCCCUGAAGAUGUUUGAGUCUGAAGUACAGUCCAAGAAGAUUGAAGUGGUUUUUGAGAAACACCCUUCAUAUGGGGAAAAUGCUGUUGACUGGGUAACUCUCGACCCAAGCCGAAUUCUUCAAAUCUUGAUUAAUCUCAUGACCAACGCGAUAAAAUUCACGGCAACAUCACAACGACGGCUGAUCACGGUCGGCAUUGGCGCCUCCCUAACACCACCUGGCUCUUCUCAUAAUCUGCCUGGCUUCGAGUACGUCCCUGCUAAAUCAGGGUUUGGCUCACAAGUCAAGACUACUGGUGAUUGGGGAGACGGUGAGCUGUUGUAUAUACAUUUCAAAGUUGAAGAUACAGGUUGCGGCCUCACCGAGGCCGAGAAGCAGAUUCUGUUCCAACGAUUCAAACAGGCGUCACCUCGGACGCAUGCUCAAUAUGGCGGGAGUGGCCUUGGGCUUUUCAUUUCGAAGCACCUGACGGAGCUUCACGGUGGCCAGAUUGGCGUAGCGUCAGAGUCUGGCUCUGGAAGCCUCUUUGCGCUCUAUGUCCAAGCCCGCCGAUCCCCGCCACCGCCCAGUACAACAAACUAUGACACUGAAGAGGAUGCUCCGCCGCUUGCUACUGAGGCUCAACUCGGUGAUGAUAUUUCUCGCUCCCGCCAAGUCACCCCUCAGCGACAGGAUUACGCUACCGCAAGCCCCGGAGAAAGUUUAAAUCGGACCAACGCGACCCUUGAUCCACGCGACCUUCACAUUCUGGUGGUAGAGGAUAACUUGAUAAACCAAAAGGUCCUCGUUGGGCAAUUGAGGAAGACAGGAUGCACUGUGAGUGCUGCUAAUGAUGGCCUGGAGGCGCUGGAGUUUCUUGAGAAGACACAUUUCCGGACUACGGACGGCACCGGGAGUUGUCUGUCUAUAAUCCUGAUGGACCUUGAGAUGCCAAACAUGGACGGCUUGACAUGUGUUCGCCAGAUACGGCAAAUGGAGGACGAGGGUAAGCUGAACAAACACGUUCCUGUCGUUGCUGUGACGGCGAAUGUGCGCGAUGAGCAAGUGGCUACUGCUAAGACGAGUGGCAUGGAUGAUGUCGUUUCGAAGCCAUUCAUUAUCCCGGACCUCUUGAAAAAGAUAGAGAUGCUUCUGCUUACUUGA
Molecule: messenger RNA, 3804 nt
Organism: Clonostachys byssicola
Lineage: Eukaryota; Fungi; Ascomycota; Sordariomycetes; Hypocreales; Bionectriaceae
Source: the annotation of a GenBank genome assembly